AUGAAUCCGACAAUCACGCUCCCGAGAAACAACUCGAACGUCUCGUCCUUUGGUCCAGUCCCCUCGUCGUCACGGCGGAAAGAUGGCCGCAUCCGCAUGCCUCGAUUCUUCAGACGCCUAUUCAAGUUCCCGCAAAUGGAUUUCGAGAUGGCCGUCUGGGAGAUGACGAGUCUGAUCAUCGCUCCCAAGAAGGUCUUCCGCCAGCUCUACUAUCACAAACAAACUCGCAACACAUGGCACAGAGCAGAUCCAUCCUUCACCUACCUGCUCUCCUUCUUUUUGCUCCUGACUGCUCUGUCUUGGGGUCUAGCCUACGCCGACGGCUUCAACAAAACAUUACGCAUCACUCUCGUCUUCAUCUUCGGCCACUUCCUCCUUACCUCGCUACUCGUCUCUACCGCCGCCUACUUCCUCGUCGGAAAACUACUGGGUCCUGGUGUCAAAGGUCUGCCAGGCAGAAACAAAAGAGCUGGAUUGUUUGGUCCACCAGGGAACGAUGUUGCCGAGCAACUCGAGUUCGGAUACUGCUUUGACGUUUCGAUUCGUGCCUUCUUCCCAGUCUGGGUCUGGCUGUACGUUGUCCAGUUUCUACUCAUGCCCGUCAUCUCACGCGACUACUGGGUCUCGCUCUUCUUCGGAAACCUCCUGUACCUGGUCGCGUUUGGCUACUAUUUCGUCGUCACCUUCCUCGGCUACAAUGCCCUUCCCUUCUUACAUCAUACCCAGCUGCUCUUGACCCCUGUCGUCGCCUUUGCCAUUUUCUGGAUUAUCAGCUUGUUUGGUCUGAAUCUGCCAAAACACUUUGCUCCUGUUCUAUGGGCUGGCGCCGAUUUGCGCAAGUCUGUAUGA
Messenger RNA from Aureobasidium musti, 849 nucleotides. Lineage: Eukaryota; Fungi; Ascomycota; Dothideomycetes; Dothideales; Saccotheciaceae. The record is from the annotation of a GenBank genome assembly.